UCAAAUUCGCAUCCGGACGUCCAUUGACACUCUCAGAUUUGACGACGACGAUGAUGACAACGACGACGGCAGCCAGAUGAACCGAAUCCUCGCAACGCAAACGUGCGUCUCGCCGCUCGCGUUGCUGUCAGUUGUUGUCGCAAUGGCCGCAUUCACGUAUCCACGUCAUCUAACCGAUGCUGAUCAAGCGGUGACCACUCUGAAACUAACGCCAAUCUCGAAUCUCGAUUUUAUUAAUCGCGCGUGGUCUGAUUUAGCUCACAUAUUAGCACUAGGACCACUAGAGCGACGCUUCUAUGAUAUGAAUAAAGAUGAGGCCAGCUGCGGAAUAUGCAAGAUUCACAACUCACCAAUGACAUCCAUACCAUCUAUACCCAAAUCUAGAAAAUCUAUUCACAGCCCACCAAUGACAUCCACAUCAUCUAAACCCAAAUCUAGAAGCUCUCUAAAAUUAAAAGUGGAAAGAAACAUAUCAAGACAACAAAAUAUAUCAAAGUCAUUUGAAACUGAAGAAUUAUUUAAAGAUCAAAGUUAUGAAACUACACAAGUGACAGAAAGUUCUAGUGAGGAAGACGAAAAGACAUCUCUAUGUCGUUCUCAAAAUCGCUCUAGAACUAUCUCUCCAGAAAGAAAUGUUCGUUCACAAAAAAUAAAGCAAGAAGAUGAAAGAGAUACUACAAAGAAUAAACAGAAUAUAAGCAGUCUUUGCUUUAUCUUUAUUUUAAUAGUAUUAGGAAUAAUAGUUUUCGAAUUACUUUUAAAUAAUAAUAAAAGAGAGUCUACAAUUAAUAAUCCUUUACUGUUAACUAAAUCAGUUCAAAACCUUAAAGCAUCAUUUUCUAAUCAAGAAUUAGAUAUCUGGAAUGAUAUUUUAUCUGCUAUAAACGAAGUAAUAUCAAGAACUCCCAAAUUACCUUCAGUAAUUCUGCUGUUUGCAAAGGAAACAACUACAAUGAAUUGUUUAGCUACUAAAUUAGCAGAUAUGAGCAGUGAUAUUUUGAAUGCAGAUAAUUAUCUGAUAUUUAAUCCAAAAGAUUUCGGAAAUGAUGCUGGUGAUAUCAUUACUACAUUAAACGAACAUUCUCUGGAGAAAAAGAAAGUUGUGAUUAUUCAUGACAUAUUGAAUAUUAAUGCAGAAGCAAUAAAGGCAUUACAUAAUUUAUGCGAUAGAACAAAUCCUUUAGUAGCAGAAGCUAUUUACAUUCUUACUAUGCAAACUAACAGUUCUUUGUCACAACAGAAGAAGUUAAACUUUGUAGAAAAUCAGAUUUAUAACCGACUAUCAAAGAGUAUCGAUCAGGAUAUUUUGUCAGCACUUAUAACACGCAUCACAGAUGGGAUAAUUAUAUCGGUACAACCUGAACCACAAUUAAGAUAUUGCUAAUCUGAAUUGCAAGAAAAUAAGCAUAUACAAAAUAAGCAUAACAGCACAUUGAUAUAGUUAUGUAAAUUACAAAGUUAAAUAUGUUUUUUUAAAUAAUAAAAUUAUUAAUUCAAAGCUAGCGCCCUAUGUGCAGUUUGCUAUUCGAAGAGACUCAUUUAGAAAGGCAGAUUCAUCGAAUUUGUAAUUAUUAUUUGUUUAUUAUUUAUGUCGAGUCACUAAUAA
Atta colombica is the source of this 1606-nucleotide messenger RNA. RefSeq lists its product as uncharacterized. Gene Ontology annotation, cellular component: membrane. NCBI's taxonomy places the organism in Eukaryota, Metazoa, Arthropoda, Insecta, Hymenoptera, Formicidae. Gene Ontology annotation, molecular function: ATPase activator activity. The record is from RefSeq and is a predicted model, not a curated record. Gene Ontology annotation, biological process: membrane organization. The coding region runs from base 77 to 1384 and encodes 435 amino acids. The transcript is spliced from 5 exons.